GAACCAUGUUGCAUAUUUUCUUAAUAGUAUUCUUUAAAAUAAAGGAAAACAGUGGAAUUUUUACAGAGAAUCAAAUAAAGAAUUUAGAACUUUAUAAAAAUAACCUAUAUUACGAAUAUAAAAGAAAAGGACUUCCAAAUAGAUUUAAGCUUGCAGAACCACAUGCAAUAUUUUGUUGUAAUUAUACCGGAAAUUGGAAAGGCUUAGGCUUAACUCAUUCAAAUUAUUAUAAAACUUGUCAAAAGGAUAAAGCGACUACGAAAUGUACAGUUGAAUUUGUUGAAAAUAUUAAAAAACGAUGGUUGCAAAGGCAUAGAAAGUCUAUUAUGUUAAAAACAAUAUCAUUUGGAUUUUCUAGCUUAGACGUUGAUCUUAUGAUUUAUAUGCUAAUGUGUAGUACCAAUAGUAUCUCAUCAAAUUGUCAAAUGAAUAUAUGCUCCGAGAAUCAACCUUGUAUCAAUCUUCAUAACAUUAAAGAAACUGGUAAAUGCCAAUCAAAUAUGUCUAGUCUAUAUAAAUAUGAGUACGAGUGUCCAUGCGACGACAAGUAAUUACAAAAAUUGACACAUAAAGUCAAUCUACUCUAUUUAUAGUUAAUAUUUCUCUUUUAAAGGUCAGUCUGGAAGAAAGAUUUAGGGGUAUGCACUUCGAAGAGAAUUACUAGUAGAAUAAUAGAACCUUAUUACAACAAAGUAAAUGUUCGUUGCUUUCUUCCAUUUAUCAAAGGAUUUCGACGAAGAGCGACUUCAGAUAAUUUUGAUUGUGAAUGUAUUUCUGGCCUGAAAGCUGAUCCUAUGGAUUCUAACGGUGGACAGACGUGUACCUACCCAAAUGAUGUUUGUAGUCACGCAGACGGUGAAGGAUUCAAAGCUUGCGGACCCUAUGGAAAAUGUAUACAAUAUCCAUUUACAAACAAAUACGUAUGCGAGUGCGAUAGCAAUCACGUUCAAGAUCCACUAUACAAGGAUUCCCAGGAUAACUGUCGUAUGAAAAAGGUUUCUUGUAUAUUUAAGAUGUGCAUUCAUGGAAGUUGUGUUGAAGGAGAAGAUUCAGUGGGUUUUUGUAUUUGCGACGAAGGCUAUACCGGUGAAUUUUGCGAAAAGAGAAGACCAAUUUGGAGCAGUUGGUCUCCUUGGUCUCCUUGUAGACCACAGUGUGGUCCUGUUAGAAGAAAAAUACGAACUCGUUUCUGCGGAUUAAAUAGAACUAAAGAAGAAGGUCUAGACUCUAGAAGGUGUAUGUCUCAAGUGGAUUCUUUAAAGAAUUUUGAACUCGAAGCGGCUAGAAUGGAGGAAGAUCCUUGCGAAGCAAGCGCUUGUUUCUUAGACGGUACAGUUGGGGAAUGGGGUGAAUGGUCCAAAUGCAAUCAGACAUGCGACACAGGAUUUAAGUAUCGAUAUCGUUCUUGCUUUAUGGAUUAUAACAUUUUUAAACAAGAUCAUAUUAGGAAUCAUAUGAGUCGGCUCCUGAGAGAUUUCUAUAAAAAUCACUUUCACAAGUUUACUCCAAGACUUCGAUACUCUUCAGGUAUAUGUAGUGGAGGAUAUCUUUCUUCACUGCCAAACGACGGUCAGUUGGGUAAUUGUACAGAAAAAAUAAUGGAUACUAAUAUUAUUUCGGAAGAUAUUAAAAGAAUGACUAAAUCCUAUUUUAAAACAAAAUGCUUAAAGAGUACAAAAGAAAUUGCCUACUGUAAUCGUUGCCCUUGUAAUUUUAUACCAGGAAAGAAAUCUUGUGAAGAGAUACUAAGGGAAAAAACUGCUGUUUGGAGGAUUUUACCACCAAAAACUCAAGAGAAAGUACAGUAUGAAAGCCUUCAGGAAAGUAUAGAGGUCAAAGACUUGGAUUUCUUUGGUAGUCGUUUAAGCCCUCAAUGUAUUAUUGUAUUAACAGUUACAUUGUUAAUUUCUUUUUGUUAUAUAACUCUUAUUUCUUGCUUCUAUUUUGUUGUUAAAUCCAAUUUGAAUGAUCAUGUCAAUAACAUUAAAAGUUCAAUGAGAAGAAGGCAAAGUAAAAGUUUAAAUAGGCUUAUAAGAGCGUCUAAAUCCUAUAUGUAAAUAAUAAAUGAAGAAAAAA
Molecule: messenger RNA, 2076 nt
Organism: Dimorphilus gyrociliatus
Lineage: Eukaryota; Metazoa; Annelida; Polychaeta; Dinophilidae
Source: the annotation of a GenBank genome assembly